Messenger RNA from Onychomys torridus (southern grasshopper mouse), 556 nucleotides. RefSeq names its product chromosome 8 C17orf67 homolog (gene C8H17orf67). The record is from RefSeq and is a predicted model, not a curated record. NCBI's taxonomy places the organism in Eukaryota, Metazoa, Chordata, Mammalia, Rodentia, Cricetidae. Bases 1 to 273 code for a protein of 90 amino acids. The transcript is spliced from 4 exons.
AUGGAGAAGCUGUUUGUGUUGGUUCUUGUCCUCACUCUGCUGGUCUUCUUCUCAGAAGCCUCCCCGAUUCUGACAGAAAAGCAAGCCAAACAGCUCUUGAGGUCCCGGCGACAGGACAGACCCAGCAAACCUGGAUUCCCGGAUGAGCCCAUUCGGGAAUAUGUGCAUCACCUGCUGGCCCUGGAGCACAGUGCUGAGGAGCAGUUUCUGGAACACUGGCUGAAUCCCCACUGCAAGCCUCACUGUGACAGGAACCUGGUCCACCCCGUGUAAAGGGCCCGGGUUGGCUCGCAGGUGGACAGGCAGUGAUCCAGAGACUGCUGGGACAGAGAGAAGCUCAUCUUCUAUUUGCUCUGAAGCUGCAGAAAUGAGAUCUUCUGAUCUCAGGAACUUGCCAUCCUUUGUGGGCAGGCCAGAGUUGCCUUCAAGGGAAACGACAAAUAUAUAUUCUGCUCCAUUUUACUAACCUGCUCACAUCAUGAAAACUAACAGCUUGAAUCACAGGGCUCCUGAAGGCCUUCCUCCCAGUUUGUGAGUCUAGGCAGAGCCCAAGUCC